GAGCUAAAGAAAAUGUUUUCACAAUUUUACAAGCAAGUUUGUGUGGCCCUGAUAAUAGGCUUGAUUUUGGUGAUACACCAGACGGACGCCAAAUGCGGUGAAUGUGGUACCAAUGGCAUUGCCUGCAUUAACAGCACAAACUUCCAUAUUUGCUUUGGUGCCGAUCCUGACAAGAGUUUAAAUUUUCAGUGUCCAACGAAUAAAAUAUGCACACGCCUUGGUAUGAAAUGUGUUGAACCUGGCAUGGGAGUGGAACCUGAUUGUGGAUCUGGCUUGGGUUGUGCUACCUGUGACGGCGAUCAAUUGUUCACAUGCACAAGUCGCACCACAUACGCCAUGUGCCAGGGGGCCCAAGUGAGCAAAACGCACUAUUCAUGUCCCUCACACAUGACAUGUGAUACAAGGACCAAGGAAAUAUGUGUUGAUGAGUGCCAUCGAGGUGGAGAUGAACCAGUGUGUAAUUUGGAUAAGCCGAUGUAAAAAAAAUACAAAGGCUAUGUUAAAAAUGGUUAAAAAUUAAUUCUAUGCACAAAAUAUCUACAAAAUAUUCUACAUUUUAUAAAACUAAAUUUCAAAAGAAUCACUGAAUAUUGUUGAAAUGUUUUAUACAGAUAACUAGCUGACCCGGGCCCGCUCCGCUGCGCCUUCUUUUACUUUAUA
Stomoxys calcitrans (stable fly) is the source of this 660-nucleotide messenger RNA. RefSeq lists its product as uncharacterized. The transcript has 2 exons. Lineage: Eukaryota; Metazoa; Arthropoda; Insecta; Diptera; Muscidae. The record is from RefSeq and is a predicted model, not a curated record. The coding region runs from base 13 to 480 and encodes 155 amino acids.